Messenger RNA from Medicago truncatula (barrel medic), 1069 nucleotides. RefSeq names its product pathogenesis-related thaumatin-like protein 3.5. The transcript has 2 exons. The record is from RefSeq and is a predicted model, not a curated record. Bases 78 to 1007 code for a protein of 309 amino acids. Lineage: Eukaryota; Viridiplantae; Streptophyta; Magnoliopsida; Fabales; Fabaceae.
AUAAUGUGAAUCUUUUUACUUAAGCUUCCAUCUUCGUUUUCAUUUUAAUUUCAUUCCCAAUAUCUCAUCUUUCCAAAAUGUACUUGAGCUUCCAUCUGCUUAGGCCAACAUCAGUUUUUUCAUUUUUGUUAGUAACCCUUCAUCUUUUAUUACCAGGGGCCAAUUCAGCGGUGUUCACACUAAUUAACAAGUGCAACUACGCAGUGUGGCCAGCUGCUCUUACUACAAGCACAAACGCAACUCUCCCAACCACCGGCUUAAUUUUAAAGUCGGGAAAGACUUCCACCGUCACAGCCCCCGACACCUGGUCUGGCCGUUUCUGGGGCCGGACUGAUUGCAACAUAGACUCUGUCACCGGAAAAUUCUCAUGUCUCACCGGCAACUGUGGGUCAGAGAAGUUAGCUUGUAAUGGCAAGGGACCCGAACCACCUACCACGCUGGCACAAUUUAGUUUAUCCAGUGAAGGUGGACUUGAUUUUUACAACGUCAGCGUGGUAGACGGUUUCAACGUCCCCAUUCUGGUGGUUCCUGUUGGUGGUUCUGGCGAGAAUUGUAGCAGCACCGGUUGUCCUGUGGAUCUUAAUAACGAGUGUCCCACAAAUCUUCGGGUCUACAACAAAAGUAAAGUGGUGGGGUGCCAAGGUGCUUGUUCUGCAUUAAAAUUGAAGCAAUUUUGCUGUGUUGGAAAAUAUUCAUCUCCGAAAACUUGCGAGCUAAGUUCUUACUCUCUUGCGUUCAAGAGGGCUUGUCCUGAUGCUUAUAGUUAUCCUUACGAUUAUGGGACGAAAACAUUUAGUUGUUCAUCCGAAAGUUAUAACAUUAUAUUUUGUCCAUUUUCCAAAAAGAAAACUCUUUUUGAUACUCUAUUUCGUCCUUUUGUAAUAUUGAUAUCGGUGAGUGUUGUAAUUGGAAUUGUGGUUAGAUGUUGCUGGUGUCCCGCACAAAAACAAUAUGUUGACACAAGUGUAAUUGUAAGGCCUGCCCGGCCUAUGCUGGUUUAUUAUUGAGAAUCUUUAUCAAGAACAUUAUAAAGAUGAAAAUCAGUUUUAGUUUAAUACUGAUUUGAGUA